This is a messenger RNA of Brassica rapa (field mustard), 5753 nucleotides long. RefSeq lists its product as uncharacterized. The record is from RefSeq and is a predicted model, not a curated record. Gene Ontology annotation, molecular function: damaged DNA binding; single-stranded telomeric DNA binding. Gene Ontology annotation, biological process: nucleotide-excision repair; double-strand break repair via homologous recombination; meiotic cell cycle. Gene Ontology annotation, cellular component: DNA replication factor A complex. NCBI's taxonomy places the organism in Eukaryota, Viridiplantae, Streptophyta, Magnoliopsida, Brassicales, Brassicaceae.
UAGUGAGUUUAUAGCCUGUCCACGUAGGCAACAAUAUUCACCCAAUCAUAACAUUUGAUUAAUCCACGUAGGAUUUCGGUUUUUAUUUUCUUUUUGGGUUUCUAGGUCGCGAUACGAAAUCAAAUGGUUUGAAUUGUCUGGGCUUCGGUUGGUUUAUUAGGCUAGGUCUGAGUAUAUUAAAAAAAAAAACAAACCCACGCGAGGCGGAACCCUCAAAGCUCUGCGCCUCCAUCUCUUCGUCUUCACUCUUUGUUCUUCAUCGUUACAGAAAUUUCGAUCCACCUCUCUACAAUCAAUACCCCAUGACAUCUCCAUCCAUCAAUUUAUCCUUUAUGAGUUCGUUUCGGUUUGCUUUUUUCCUGCCCCUUUAUAUAUUGUUCAUCUCUUUUGCGUGGAAACCAAAUCUCGAACUUCUCUCCUUACCCUAUGGCGUUCAAACCGAAUGGAAAAUCCCCUGUUACCUCCGAUCACGAUGACAAAAUCAUGCUUUUCCGCGACGUCACCCCGGGUCCCCACGAAACCCAGCUGCGUUUCCGCUUGAUUCAUUUCUGGGAGGCUUGGAACCCUCUGAAGAAGACGCUUAUUGGGAUUGAGAUGCUGUUAAUUGACGAGGAGGUAUAUGUUUUCACCCAAUAUAGUUUCUUCGUUGUUUGUUAUUUAAAACGUUGUUUGUAUUUUUUUUAUCUCCUGAUAUUAUAUCGAUAAGUUUCUUCGUUUUACCAUAUUCGAUAGUUCUUGAAUUUGUUUUUAGAUCCUGAUUUAUAUAGUUAAUUUUUACACUGUCCUUAGUUUUUAUAAAACAAAAAAAAACUAUUUAUUGGUACUGUAUUUUCUCGCAGGGAUCUGUUAUACAAGGAUUCAUUUCUCCAAGCCGUAUUGAGAGACAUUUGUCUAAAAUGAAGCCUGGAUCGCUUUACAAGCUCAACAAUUUUUAUGGAUCAAGCAACAAAACCAUGUAUCGGGUUUCUGAUCAUGCUGUGACGGUGUCGUUCUCAUGGAACUCGGAGCUCUCUGUUCUUGAAGACAGUCCCACUCCUUUUGAAGAAGACAGAUUCCGUUUUCAUUCCUUUGAGGAAUUUCAAGCUGGCUGUGAUAGCAAAGGAGACCUCUACGAUGUUCUUGGGCACAUGAAGCUGGUUAAUGGUCAGUGUCUCACGGGGACCCCAGUUCUUGAUGAAGUGGACAUAGCUAGGGCGAGGCAUGUGUUGGUUCAUGUGCAGUCAUACGAUGGACCUGUGGUGAAGCUCUACCUUUGGGACCAGGCUGCAAGAGACUUCUGCAAAAAAUUCAAAUCAUACGAACGCACCCCCACCGUGUUAUUGGUGACGACCGUUAACACCAAGAGUCUCGGAGGUACUCUUGCACUGACUACAAUGUCCUCCUCACGUGUCUUUAUGGACUGCGACGUCCAACCUACGGUCGACUACUUUAGCUGGUUGGGCUCUAACCCACAGAGUGCUGAGUUGGUUAAUGCAGAAGUGGUUACUAAAAGGGAGACACUGACCAUAGGAGAAAUAUUCUCCUACAUCAGGGAUGGAUCUAAUAAGGAGGCUUUUUUUGAGUGCACGGCUACGAUUGAUGAUGUGGUCCAUGGUUCAACCUGGUAUUACAUAUCGUGCAGUGGUUGCCAUACUAAGGCUACGAAAGGCCCAACUUCUUUGAUGUGUUCAAAAUGUGGGAAAGUCAACAUAUCAGGAGUGCCACAGUACCGUGCACAGAUAUCUGUCUAUGAUAACAGUGAGCAAGCUGUUUUUGUUCUACUUGGUGAUGCUGGUUUUGAGUUAACCGGGAAGCAUGCAGCCGAGUUAGUCAGCAGCUAUUUUGAGGCUAAUGGAGACCAAGGAGUUACUCAAGAGGUGCCUUUCCCGGAAGCUUUAAUUAGCACUAUCGGUCAGAAACAUAACUUUUGUGUAAAAGUUACACAGCACAACUUAGAUGGCAAGUCUCGAUCUUUGACUGUGACCAAGAUUCUCCCUAUGGAAUCUCCACCAGUCACAGAAGCUUCGGGAGGAAACUACAACCCGACAACCUUGGAGGAAGGAUUUGAGACUGGAACAAAGGUGUGUGAAGCUUCCAAAAUCAGUGGGGAUUCGGCAGAAGGAAGUAAGAGCAAUGGUGACAUGGAUGAGAUGGGCAAAGCAAAACGCCUUAAACGUGGGGUGUAGAUCUUACGUGUGUCGUAUUAUGUCUUGUAUGGGAUUACGUUUAAAGUUUUUUUUUUUUUCUCUCUCUGUUAUUGACUUAUAAUUUCUUGCAAUUUCUCUAAAGUUUUUUAUAUACUCUGAAUGCUUAUGUUUUGAUUAUCAUUAUUCUACUUCUUAAGGCUUAUAACUCUGUUUCUUUAGAUGUUUUGAAAUAUAGCUUUGUGACAAACAGGUUAAUCAAUACCGAUUUUGAAAAUCAUUUUUUAACGAACUUUUGGUUUUUUUGAAAAAUGUCUGUAAUGAAAGCAACAUUUUAGGAAAAAAAGGAGGUUUUCAAGUGCAUAUUUUACUUUGGAUAAAAACGUGUUUUCCAAUCUACAUAAUUACUCUACUUUCCAUUAAAUUGUUGAAGGCAUAAAUUUAGUACCGAUUAUGGAAAAAGAAUCAAUCAAGUAAUCAAUCAAUACCUAAACUAUAUCAAACACGAUUUUUUAAAAUCAAGAAUAUAUCUUCUCAUUUUUUAAUCAACCAAGUAAUUCGAUUUUACCUAAAUCAUAUCAAACACGAAUUAUUUCUCCUCUAACUCUCCCCUUAGGCUGCUGUACGGUAAACCAAGGUUUCUUUUUCCGUUUUGAAGCAUCCCCUUAAGCUGCUGCAACCAAGCUUCCUAUUUCCCAUCUUUAAUCAACGCUAGACUCAACGUACUGUGGAAGGUAAGAAUUUUUAAAUCAACCAAGAAUAUACAAAUCUUAAUCCAUCAAUCUAACUGCUAAUCAGUUUCAUUAUAAGGUUAGAAAUAUAUAAGGAAUGGAGCAGCCACCUCUUCCACCCCCUUCGCAAACUGCAGGUAAAUAUGCUUUAUAUAUUCACCUUCUUAUAAUCAUCCUAAAAAUCGCCUUAUAGGAAUGGUCGUCGGUAUAUGCAUAUGUCGCUAGAUAUAUUAAUUGUAUUUCUUAGGCCAUAAACCAGGAUAUACAUACAUAUUGAGACAAAAGGUUAAUCAAAUGUUUAACGUAACUUUAAAAUAAAAAUUAAUAUAAUAUAUAUAUUUCCUAUUUAAAGUUUUAAUUUUUCACAAGAUAUAAACUUUAAUAUUUAUAGGAUAGUGAUGCAACGGUUCGUGCAUGCACUUAAUAAUUAACAAAGCUUUAGAGAUGCAAAGUCGAGUGUGACUUCUUAGAAUAUAGAGUUACAAAAUUAUGAGAUUCAAAAAAAAGAAGAAGAUUUGUUUAGCUAUGUUUAAUUUAGUUAUUGCGCUACCUGUUUAAAAUGUAACAUGUGUUCUAUAAAUAUUACAAAAUGAUCAAAUAUUCUAUUUGAUGUGCUAAUAUUGUAUUAAAUAGUGUCUCCAGAUUUUUUAGAUUUAUAAUGAUCUACUUUUUUGGUUAGGAUCAAUACUGAGUUUUUGAAAGACUAAAUAAUACCAUGUCAUUCUUAUAAUUAUUUACGUUAUUUAUUACGUUGGAAUUAUUUCUUAUGAGUAUAAAGAACAAUUCUAUAGUCAAUGAUAUUUAAUGGCUAUAUAAAUUAUGUUUCAUAAAAAAAUCAGUAAAUUGUAUGCUAAGUGCCUUUGUUUAGCCAGAAAAUCUUUAAUUGUUAGACAACUAUAGCCAUAUACUUAGACUACCACGAACGUUAGUUUCGAUUUUUCACAACUAAUAUAUAUAUAUAUAUAUAUUAGUUUCUAAGUCUUCACAGCAAUAUGUCUCGAGUUUUUUUUAACUGGAAAUUUGCGGAACUGAAAGUUCUAUAUAUAUAUAUAUAUAUAUAUGGUAUUUGUUAAUUUAUUCAUUCAGGAUCUUUUUUGAAUAUUGUUGUCUUACCGUUUUAUUCAAUAAUUUUUAUACAUUGUUUUUUUUUGUAAAUUUUCCAUUUUAUAUAGUUUAUUGCUAAUCUAAAACAUAUAUUAACUAUUCAUAGUUUGCUUAUAAAUCUCAGAUAAAAUUUAAGCUGAAAGAAAAUAAACUAACCAUCACAACUAACUUAUAAAAUUAACAUUCAAGAAUAAAUGCUCAUUCACACCAACGUUUAAAGACAAAAAAUUAUAUAUUUAAACCCACCCUAUUUACCACAUUUCGACAAAGACUUCACCCCACACAAUUACCUCAACAAUGAGUGACAUACCACUUAUAUCUCAUAGAAUCUCGCAUCAAAGAAGAUCUACAGGUGGAAAUCCUGAAACAAACCCAACCACAAGAUGUGUAUUGUUUGCUUCGGAAAUUACAACCAACACAACAAUCUUUGUACUAUUACAUGCGGCCACAGUUUCCAUUUCCCUUGCAUUGAUCAGUGGCUUUGCAGAAACAUAAGUUGUCCGAUUUGCAGAGAAAGCAAUCUUUGAUGCCAAACUUUUCGAAAAAUAAAAAAAAGUCAAUUGAAUUCUGAAUUCUAAGAUCAUUUAUGUCUUCAUUUUAUUAUGCCAUUUUGUAUAAAAGUUAUUAUACACAGUUAAUAUUUUUAACAUAAAACUCAAUAUUCUAAUUUAAAUUUUUUAAAUAACAGAAGAACUAAUUUCUGUCUGAACUCGAGACCAAAUCCGUACAAUAAUGUUUAUAUAUUUUCGGUAAUUAUAAAAUAACAUAAACAGUUACAUAAAUAUAAAAAAUAAAAAACAUUUUCGUAACAAUAUUUAACUACCUAGCUGUAUCUUAUUACAAUUUUUAAAUCGUAUAUCUUUUAGUGACAACUUCCGUGCAACAUAUUCCUCAAAAAAUCCACCAACUUCAAGAAGGGAUUUCAAUUCGUCCUAUCAUCGUAUGUAUAAGAAAUGUUUGUGACAUCAAAAAACACCAAACAGAUAGUACUCGAACUUCCAUCGGCUUCAUGUGCUACGACCACAACGUAAGCCUUUUCUAAACUUCUAUAUAUAUAUAUAUACAAAUAUCUAUAUAUUUCCCAAUCCACCAUAUUUGAUUUAAACUACUCACUGCUUGCCUAAUUGGUUCGGCCCUACAAAAUAUUUUUCACACCCAGGGACAACUAUUAGAAGGUCGGGUCACCGGAGACAUUCAGCCGAAUGAUUCAAAAAACUUAACCGAAGGAGAUAGUUAUGAGUUCUCGAGAUUUUAUGUCAUACAUAAUUCACGACAACGGAAGCUCACCCAACUGCCGUACUAUAUUCAGAUCGGCCAAAGGACAACAGCAUUGAAUGUUACACUUGAUGGUCCGAUGUUCCCAGUUCACAGUUUGUCACCUCAGAAAUACACAAAUCUAUUGCGGUUAGCCAGUACACCCACAUACUUACCAGGUAGGUAUGUCAUUCCAAUAUUAGUUAAAUAAAUAUGUAUAUUUAUUUUAAAAUCAAUGUGCAGACGUCGUGGGACAGAUAGUCAUAAUACAAAAAAUAAAACUUGACCACCCAGAACUCAAUAUUGAUGCUACGAUUGGCCUACGGCUGAACAUGUUAGUCUAACACAAUAGUUUUUAACAAAAUAAUUAUUAUCUUCAUACCACAUCUCUAUCUCAGGUCAACGAUUGUUAAACUCAUAUUGUGCGACCAGCAAGCAGCAGAUUUUAGCAUCCUACAAAGCAAGAAGAAUAGAAAAUUUAAAGUUAUGAUCAUCACAAGCGUAAUUCCUAAACUAAUCCAAGGUAAAUAGUUCAAUUUAA